GUUUAGGGUUCUUCCCAUUCACCGCCGAAAACUGUUGGGUUCUUUUUGUAUGUGGAUUCGAUAUAGAUCUACAUGUUCUUCUUCUCCGGCCACACAAACGGCGGCGAAUUGUGUUUCUCUCAAUCAGGUCUGACGGUUUCUCUCCUCUGGUGGUGGCAGUUUCUCUUCUCUACAUUCGUUAUAGAUCUUUUUUCUAAUCGCCGGCGUCACUGGUCCUAAGUCGGUUUAGGAUUGUUUUUCUCAUUUGCAUCGGUGGAUUCAGAGUUAAUUACACAAGUCUGUAGAAUGGCGUCUUCUAGUCAUACCCGCAGUUAUCCGCUUCGCUUGUAUGAAGAAGGAAAAUCACCGUUGCAAAAAAGGAGUAUGGCCCACAGCUGCUAUGUUUCUCAAAUUGGGAAGAUCAAAGACGGAUUAGGUGCAGAUGUGUGGGAUGAGUUGAAGAAAACUACACUUGGUCUUUUUAUAAAGUUUACUGAAAGUGGCUUUAUAUGGGCUGCCCAGACAGUUCAUUUCUUCCUCACCAAUCAGUUGCGAGUCGACAACAUACAUGAGAUGUGGUGUUUGAUUGAUCGCAGGCCAAUAAGAUUUUCUCUCUACGAGUUUGAGAACAUAACGGGCCUCAAUUGCGAUAUGUUUGACGAGUCUGACACUGGUGAAACUGAUUACAAAGAUUUCUGGAAUGAAAUGGGGGUAUCAAUGUCUGUUGGCCCAUUGUUUACAGAGUUGGAACGUGUCUUUGAGAUUAGCAAGACAUGGAGUUUGGAGAAGAGGAUGAUGGUUGGUAGAUUAUGUUUACUAUCUGUGGGAGUACAUGGGAUUCAUCACGGUUCUAGAGUCCCGUUGUCGAGUGCUAAAAGAGUGCUUGAUCCUGUUGCUUUUGAGAAGUAUCCUUGGGGUCGAGUGGCUUUUGACUCUCUAUCAAGGUCUGUGAAGAUUGUCAAGUAUGACGGAGAUUCUUAUGUGAUUCACGGUUGUGUUCAGACCUUGCUGGUGUGGAUAUAUGAGAGUGUGCCUGGAAUUGGAGAAGCUUGUGGGUUUAGAAAAACAAAUCUGACGGGUGUUCCGCUACUUGAUUGGAGAUCUUCUAGAAAACGUUUUAACUUCACCGCUUUCAUUGAAAAGGAGAAAGCUGCCCACGGACAGGUGCGUGUGAGGCAUAUGAUCCCUGUAUCUGAAGAAAACAUGUAUCCUCAAUGGAGUGACUCAGCUGAGAAUCAUGAUACGGCGCUUGACAACUUGCUUAAAGACAUCAUCCACAACCGUUUAAAAUCUCAUGCGUGGACACAUGUGGCAGCACGGCGUAAGAGGAAACAAAAUCAGGAAUCAUCAAACGAGGAUGGUGAGAGUAAAGUGAUUGAAUCAACGCCUGCAGAUGAUGUAUCUCAUAAGAAGCAAAGAACAGGGAAAGCUCAUAUAAAGGUUGAUGAAGAGGAGAAGACAAGCUUGCUGGAUAUUUGGAAUAUGUUGGAGAAAAUGAAUGUCACAAUUAGUGACAUGGACAAGAAUGCAAGCAGCAGAUUGGUUGGGUUGGAGAAGAAAGUUGCUUGCUUAGAAGCGAGUGUAAAAACAAGGUUUGAAGCUGUGGAGACUGAUAUGAGAGUUCUUAAAGAGUCUCAGCCCCCUGUAGUAUCCAAUGAAGCUGCCACAUCAAACAACAAUGAUGAAUAUGAGGCAAAUAGUAACCAAUGUUCUUGGAUUGUAGAGGAGAAGCCAGGUUCUGUUGAUGGGUUGCCUAUUCAAAGAGUGGUUAAGAAGACUGUUAAUUUGGUGAAGAACAAGGAAGCUGCUACAAAGGUCCUUACUAAGAAAAAAGUUGCAAAAUAUGAUAAGAAGAAGACAAUUGUCAAUGUAGAGAAGGUAGAAAAACCAAAACCUGAAAUGAAGAAGACAGUUGUGAAGGUAGAGAAGGUAGAUAGUCCAAAACCCUUGCAGAAGAAGUCUGUUGCAGCUCCAACAACAAAGACGUUUGAUGAUGAUGUUGUGGAUGUCACUGACAAGAUGGCUAAUAAGGCAACGGCUGAUGCAUUGAGAGCACUUCAAGAAGGACUAGAUAAUUUGGACGGUAUCACUAGUAAGAGGAGACGAGUGCCACAACUAGCGGGUUCUCAGAAAUAUCCGUAUGUAGGAAAUUCAACAGUGAAGCGCAUAAUCACUGAUGUACCAUCGUCUUCAUCGGUACCUGAACAUCUUCAACCUGUUUCUGAUGACCAAUUUGAUAGGCUGAAGGAUUGGCUCGAACCUGAUUUUGAAAAAGAAGGCCUGAACACCAACAACUUUAAUGCACGGUUCUAUUGGCAGAUAAUGACUCCAAGAAACGACUGGCCAACAGAAAGAUAUGGAUGGCUGAAAGACUAUCACAUGGGAGCUGCAAUGUCAUUGUUUCGCCGAAGAUUCAAUCGUGAUCCGUCAAAAUAUCCCAACCAGAGAAUAGCUUUUUUGGACCAAGAUUUGAUCUCUACAAUGCUCAAAGACUACAAACAGUUUCAACCAGAUUAUAGGUGCUUCAAAUUCAGGGAGUAUUAUGAGGAUCAAGUCAAUGGUACAGCUCACUGUGAAGCGGCGACAAACAAGAAAUGGUUUGUUGAUGUGGAUCACCUAUAUGCAUACCUCUUUGUCAACGGGAAUCAUUGGGUCGCUCUGGAUAUUGACUUGACAAAUAAACGGGUCAAUGUUUAUGAUAGCAUCCCGAGCUUGACUACGGAUACAGAAAUGGCGAUACAGUGCAUGUUUGUGAUGACAAUGAUUCCUGCCAUGUUGAGUUCAUUUAUACCGUCAAAGCAACGUAGGAGGAGCUACUCAAAGUUGGAGUGGAAGAGGAUUACGAAGAUCCCGGAGAAUCUUGACCCAGGUGAUUGUGCUAUCUACUCAAUAAAAUACAUCGAAUGCUUGGCGCUUGGCAAGUCCUUUGAUGGCUUGUGUGAUGAGAACAUGCAGUCCCUACGGACUAAACUUGCUGUGGAGAUGUUUGAGGAAAUAGGCGAGAAUGCUCGAACACUACACUCUAAGGUUCGUCGCAAGGCCUUCAAAUUCCCAAGCCUCAUGGAUGAGUAG
Arabidopsis thaliana (thale cress) is the source of this 3051-nucleotide messenger RNA. RefSeq names its product Ulp1 protease family protein. Gene Ontology annotation, molecular function: cysteine-type peptidase activity. Gene Ontology annotation, biological process: proteolysis. The record is from RefSeq and is marked reviewed. Bases 286 to 3051 code for a protein of 921 amino acids. The transcript has 11 exons. Lineage: Eukaryota; Viridiplantae; Streptophyta; Magnoliopsida; Brassicales; Brassicaceae.